CCUCGAUAAUACAUUCAAACUUGGCUCACAUCGCUUAACGUACUACCAGCUUCGCAAGACAACAUGUAUUACACUCUGUCCGGUCUGCGGUCUUCUUGCGCGGGAAUCUGGAAUCGAUGGAUGGAGAAGCCACGGCCAGCAAAUGCAACGACAUGGUCCACUGGGCGAUCCUGUCUCCAAGAUCUCCUCAAGGCUCAAUCAGAAUCAAAACCAGAUCGGUUGCUCAGCUUUUAUCCCCUUGGAGAUGUGUCAACGCCGAAGGAAGUUUCAUACAGUAGCUUGUACACGCGUGCCAAGACGAACAGCGUCCUGAUACGGUCUCUGGAGAAAUUUCGAAACGGCCAGCCUAUUCUGCUGCAUCUAGGGGACCAUUGGGAUACUAUCCUGUGGUUCUGGUCCAUUCUUCUUGCAAACGGGUUACCGGUUCUCUCAUCGCCCUUGAGCAAUCUUGAUAAACAACGACAAAACUACCUGCAGAAUUUGUCGUCACUCCUCAAAUCUCCUAUCUGCAUCACAAAUGCCGAGUAUCUUCCUUUAUUCGAUGGAGGUCACUCUUUCGAGGUGCAUACAAUCGAGACGCUGCUGGCGAAGAAGGGAACAAAUGGACCCAGCGACCUAUAUAUACUUGGUGAUCACGGAACAAGACCAGGAAAUCAUGAGGCAGACCAUGUGUACGCUGGUGAACGGACGCCAGCCUUUCUCAUGUUGACGUCCGGCAGUACUGGAAAUGCGAAAGCUGUAUGCUUGACACACCACCAAGUGCUCGCUGCGGUUGAAGGGAAGGCUUCUGUUCGACUGCUCCCAGACGGUCGGCCUUUCUUAAACUGGAUUGGCCUCGAUCAUGUCGCCGGCCUCGUCGAAAUUCAUCUCCAGGCUCUCUGGCUUGGCGUCGGUCAAAUCCACAUUCACGCCGCAGAUAUUUUGUCAUCGCCUACGACUUUUCUCGACCUCCUCAGCACCCACCGUGUAUCCCGCUCCUUCGCUCCCAACUUCUUUCUUGCCAAGCUCAUCUCAGCCGUUGAGUCCUCGACCAGCCAGGGUCCCUGGGACUUAUCCGAUUUCAUGUUUCUCGCUUCUGGGGGCGAGGCCAACGAUGUCAGUACAUGUGUUGCAGUAUCAGCCCUUCUCGAGAGGCAUGGCGCGCCCAGUAAUGCCAUCGUCACAGGGUUUGGCAUGACAGAAACCUGCGCUGGGGCGAUAUACAACCUCGAAUGCCCGGAAUACGAUGUGAAGAAUAGAAACUCCGUAUCGUCUCUCGGCCGGUGUAUGAAAGGAAUAAAUAUGCGCAUUACUGUGACCACUCCCGAAGGCAACACGAGAGCGGCUUUGCCCAACGAGCUGGGCGAUCUUGAGGUACGCGGAGAUGUUGUUUUCGACCAGUACUAUCGCAAUCCAAAGGCAACAUCCGAAGCUUUUACCGCUGAUGGCUGCUGGUUUCGCACCGGCGACCAGGCAAGAAUCGAUUCUGCUGGCAAUCUCAGUUUGGGUGGCCGGGCAAAGGACGUUAUUAAUAUCAAUGGCGUCAAAGUCUCUUCGGCUGAGCUUCAGUGGGCUCUCGAGCAGGCCUUGGGAGCGCACGUUGCUCGCGUUAUCAGUUUCCCAUCCAGGGCGGCCAAUACCGAGCAAAUCACCGUCGCAUACCUUCCAAAGCAAUGGCCCUUGCAGGCUGAGGAGCUGCUCAGGAUCCACGGGAUGGCAGCGCACGCAUGUUUCAUGUGUUCUGGGCACCGUCCACUUGUUUUUUGUCUAAGAAAAGAAUCGCUGCCAUUACUCCCUACAACUACUUUGGGCAAGAUAUCUCGAGCUCAAAUGCGAUCGCUCUUCGAAGGGGGUGCCUUUAGCCGGGAUGUUGAUCUCCACUCCGAGGCUUUGGAUGCUGCUGAAGGACAGAGACAACGGACAGGGCUUCCAGCAAAUGAAGGAGAAGCAAGUCUUCUCCAAGACUUUGCGCAGACGUUGAGGAUAUCUGCUGAUACAGUUAGUCUGGACACUCCUCUGUUUGAGCUUGGCUGCACUUCGAUGGACCUCGUCCGAAUUAAGCGUCGCAUCGACAGGCGAAUAGGCAUUCCAAUUCCUCUAGUGAUGCUCAUGAAACAUCCUACUGUUAGGUCAUUGGCUGCUGCCCUCAGCCCUGAUCUCAUCCGCGAUUCUGCAAAUCCCGCCUUGCCAGCAGCGGUAGACUAUGACCCAGUGGUCAUAUUGCGAUCACAUGGUACCAAAGCGCCUUUGUGGCUCGUACAUCCCGGCGUGGGAGAGGUCCUGGUAUUUGUUGGACUAGCUCAACACAUGAGUGAUGACGACAGGCCGGUGUAUGCACUCAGAGCUCGAGGCUUUGAGCCGAACCAAAAGCGUUUUUCAUCCAUCAUCGAGACAGUACAGACCUAUGUGGGAGCCAUGCGGCAGAAACAACCGAAAGGCCCGUACGCACUUGCUGGCUACAGUUAUGGGACUAUGCUAGCAUUCGAAAUGGCUAAACUGCUUAACUCUGAAGACGGUGGGAGCUCGGUGCGCUUCCUGGGUAGCUUCAACCUACCACCGCACAUCAAAAUGCGGAUGCGCUAUCUGAACUGGAACAUGUGCUUGUUACAUCUAGCUUACUUCUUGGGUCUCACUACAGAAGAAUAUGCUGAUAUUUGUGAAGAGAAGGGCUUCCGGGCUGUGCCCCGUACCGAGGCACUAAAACAGGUUCUCCAGGUAGCAGAUGGGCCUCGGAUGGACGAGCUCGGGCUAGGCGAGAUAGAACUUGCCAGGUGGGCUGAUGUAGCCUUUGGUCUACAAAGUAUGGCUAGCGAAUAUGACCCCGAUGGCAUGGUAGAUGUUCUUGAUGUAUUCCACGCCAUACCUCUGAAAAUAGCAUCUGCAACGCGUGAGGAAUGGGUCACAAAACAUCUCAGUAAAUGGAAAGACUUUAGUCGGACGGAGCCAAGAUUCCAUACUGUUGGAGGGGAGCAUUAUACUAUGCUUGGGCCUGACCAUGUCGCUCGGUUUGCUAUAACACUGCAGGCCGCUCUGAAGGCUAGGGGACUUUGAAUUCAUGGAAAAGAUUUCUCUCAUUCUUCUGCUUUACUCCACAAUUACAUAGGUCCAUAGGAGUUCCCUAGGUAAGCAUGAGUUCUGAUAUCAAAGCG
Messenger RNA from Cryphonectria parasitica EP155, 3128 nucleotides. RefSeq lists its product as uncharacterized. Gene Ontology annotation, biological process: secondary metabolic process; biosynthetic process. Lineage: Eukaryota; Fungi; Ascomycota; Sordariomycetes; Diaporthales; Cryphonectriaceae. The transcript is spliced from 2 exons. The coding region runs from base 64 to 3030 and encodes 988 amino acids. The record is from RefSeq and is a predicted model, not a curated record. Gene Ontology annotation, molecular function: CoA-ligase activity; phosphopantetheine binding.